CAAUAAAAAAAAAUCAAUUGAUAAAAACAGACGAUGUGUUGAAAAGAAAGGGAAAAACAGUUUUAGUAUUUUGCUUCAAACUGGUUAUUUGAGUGCACUGUUAUUUUAUGUGGAGUGGGAUUACCAUUCUGUUACUUGCUAAGGUACUUGCUUUCUUCCUCUGCCUACCAAUAUAUUCGUGCCUAGCAACAGAUAUGGCGGAAACAGCAGUUCUUAAAGGAAGCAGCGACUUCACUAAAAACCUGUAUAAAAUCCUGUCGCGAGGCGAAGGCAAUGUCUUCUUCUCCCCUAUCAGCAUCCACGCGAUUCUCUCUUUGGCAUCGCAAGGAGCCGGAGGCGCUACUAAAGACGCUCUGACUUCCGCUUUGAACGUGCCGGAUAUAAAAGUAGCUGCUGAGGGUUACAAAGCCAUUAUGUCACGCUUGAACAACAUCGCAGAAGUCACUCUACACAUGGCCAAUAAAGUGUUUCUGAAGGAGAAGUAUAAGCUCCAAGAGGCGUUCCAGAGCAUCGUAACGAGUCACUUUCUCUCGGAAGUGGAUCUAGUGAACUUCGCCAAAAACAUAAAGGCUGCUAAGACGAUAAACUCCUGGGUGGAACAAAAGACAAAUAAUAAAAUCAAGGACCUCAUAGACUCUGGUGAUUUGAAUAGUGACACCCGACUUGUACUUGUCAAUGCAAUCUACUUCAAAGGUAAAUGGGCAGAGCCUUUCAAUCCAUCGCAGACGAAGACGGAGAAGUUCUAUCUCGACGGUACUGAACACAACACCGUAGAUGUCCAGAUGAUGCACUUGAAGAAAAAGUUCUACUUCAAGAUCGACGAGACUUUGGACGCGAAAGUUCUGGAACUGCCUUACACUAACAAGGAUAUCAGUAUGCUCAUUAUUUUGCCCAACGACAAAAAUGGAAUAGCCAAAUUGGAGGAGAAGUUGUCCCAAACAGAUCUGACGAAAAUAACGGAGAACAUGUAUAGGCCGGAGGUGAUGGUUUCGUUGCCAAAAUUCAAGAUAGAACAGACUAUCGACCUGAAAGAUUCUUUGACCGAGGUCAGUAUUCUUCAAUUCCAUUAUGAAUAA
Messenger RNA from Leptinotarsa decemlineata (Colorado potato beetle), 1076 nucleotides. Its product is annotated as leukocyte elastase inhibitor. NCBI's taxonomy places the organism in Eukaryota, Metazoa, Arthropoda, Insecta, Coleoptera, Chrysomelidae. Gene Ontology annotation, molecular function: serine-type endopeptidase inhibitor activity. The record is from RefSeq and is a predicted model, not a curated record.